UCUUUCGCGCGCGCGCGCCGGCGUGUGGGCUUUGCUUGCGUGCGUACGUGUGGGCGGGCGUACUCGUAUCGCUCGUCGGGUCGGGUAGGGUCUGGCAAUCUGGCAGGGGAGCUGUGUUGUGCAUGCGCGCGCGCGCGCGCGCGCGUGUGUGUGUGUGUGUGUGUGUGUGUGCAAAGAGUCUAGAUGAACGCGCACGCGGCCCCCAUGUCGGUGCAGUGCGUAUGAUUGCGACAUGCUGAUCGCUUUGUUGCCUGGCGGAGCGAGAUGACGGGUGGGGAGAAGGGUGGGGAGGCCCAUCUGCGCUUCUGGAAUCGGGGCUGGCUGGCCUCGCGGCAGUUGUUGGGAGACGUGGAGGGAGCGCAGUGGCUCUGCCUAGGAAGGGAAUUAGAUUGUUGGACACAUCAGCGCCGGGAGGGGUGGUGCGCGGGUGAGGUGAGAAGCAGGAGAUCGCCGAUGCUGGGAAGGGGAGUUUUUGUUGUGCUUUUUGCCUCGUCUUUUGCCGCUGGCCAGCAAGGCCUGAAGCAGGCGAUUUUGCAUCAAUUUCGACGGGAAGGACGGGUUGAUUCCGGUCUCCCUCUCAAUUGGUUUGAUAUUCCUGGUAUGUAUGGAAUGAGGCUGUUCAAAGAUUUUGCCAACUGGAUACCUAGCGAUUUUGAAAAUAUUCACUGAUCACAGAACCAUAGUUUACAUUGAAGGUGUUGCAUUUCCCUUCCCACAAGCUGCUGCCCACAACCUCAUUCAAGUUCAUCAAUACCCAGUGG
Molecule: messenger RNA, 761 nt
Organism: Aplosporella prunicola CBS 121167
Lineage: Eukaryota; Fungi; Ascomycota; Dothideomycetes; Botryosphaeriales; Aplosporellaceae
Exons: 1
Coding region: 265-669 (134 amino acids)
Source: RefSeq, a predicted model, not a curated record